AGAGAGUUGCUGAGGAUCCCAGCAGCCGUGUCAGUGCUGAACACUCCAGCUCCUCACAGCACCACCAGCGGGGCCGCUCAGAUGAAGUCGCACCAGGGCAGAAAUGCAGCGAGAUCACGGAUGGAGGAGGAAGAUCUGAGUGCUGUCCUAUGUGAAUUUAAUGCAGUGAUUGAGGAUUUCACCUCCCCUCUAAACAAGAGACAUUUCAGAUAUGACGAACACUUAAGAUGCAUGAAAAGGCGGAACAGCACAAGCAUCAGUGAUGGUGGCAUUAGUGAUUCAGACAGUACAGAUUCACUUCAGAGAAACAGUUUCAGCUUCAGUGACGAGAAGCUUAAUGCUUCCAUGCUUUCAUCUUCCAAAGCAAAGCUUGGAGAUACAAAGGAACUGGAAGACUUUAUUGCUGAUUUGGACAGAACGUUAGAAAGUAUGUGAGAGGAAGGGGGAAAGCCUGGACCAUGGCCUUGUUCAGCCACAUGAAGAAAAUACACCAAUGUCUACAAUCUGUUGACAUUACUGAAUAACCAUAUCUUCACGUUGAUUCUUGGGACAGGUCUCUCAAUCAGUAAAUACAUUUCAGAACAACUUCUAUUUCAAAUACAUUUUAAUAUUUGCAUGCUAUAUAUUUUUACUAAAAUAAAGCUUAGAAUAAUCUGAACAGUAUAGAAAUAUACUGUAUGGUAUGCAUUUAUAUGGGCAUGGAGAUGUUAGUGUUUGGGGGAAAGUCAUAAGUUUGAGGCUGAUUUGUAGGUUGGGAGCACUAGCAAUCAAGAAAGGGUUUAGUCAUGGGUUGGGAGAGGCUGUGUCUGGCGGGGGAGGGUUGGGGGUUGGGAGAGGAGGCUCAAGCGAGGAUCAGGGUUUAGGGUGCAGCAGCAAUCGGGAAGGAGAGUAAAUUUGGGGUUGAAAGGAGUAGGGCUGCUUUAAUUCAGCUAAGUUACUCACCACCUUGGUUGCGAGCAACUUAGGCCUGAUUUCCUUGAAUUCAGUCCGCGAUGACAUCAGCUGAAUCGGGGAAAGCUCAUCUUGGAGAGCAGGACUUAAUCAGAUUUUCGGCCUUUUUAUCUGCAAAUAAGAGGCCUGAUUGUCUGCUCCAGGUGUGGGUAAAGGGUGUUUCUUGUUUAUCCUUACUCAGUAUAGCAGAUGGAAUGUGUGCAUGUUUCCUUGCCAUCAUAUUGGGGCUUUAAACUGACAAAGAAUGGGCGCUGCAUAAACCAAUUUCUGGUAUCGCUGACAGCAAAAUGAAGAUGUGCCCUUUUACAGUCAUAAAUUACAACUUUUGUGACUAAUGAUUGUUUCACAUUGAAAUAUAUUUUUUGUAAAUUGAAACAUUACAGGUUUAGAAGAUUUUGUACAUGUUCAUAAACUAGACUGGUAUGUCCAGUGCAAACUAUUGCAAAAUGUGAUACAUUCUGUUUACCAACCUUUAUCUGUAAUGUGCUUCCUCACAUUGAUUUCCUGUACAGAACAUUAAAUAAACUUCUAUUUUUUUGUUUGAUGAAAA
Messenger RNA from Carcharodon carcharias (great white shark), 1501 nucleotides. It is a transcript of the gene rgcc, whose product is annotated as regulator of cell cycle. NCBI's taxonomy places the organism in Eukaryota, Metazoa, Chordata, Chondrichthyes, Lamniformes, Lamnidae. The record is from RefSeq and is a predicted model, not a curated record. The transcript is spliced from 5 exons. Gene Ontology annotation, biological process: regulation of cell cycle. Bases 82 to 435 code for a protein of 117 amino acids.